Messenger RNA from Saccostrea cuccullata (small rock oyster), 4156 nucleotides. Its product is annotated as fibropellin-1-like. Gene Ontology annotation, molecular function: calcium ion binding; Notch binding. The record is from RefSeq and is a predicted model, not a curated record. Lineage: Eukaryota; Metazoa; Mollusca; Bivalvia; Ostreida; Ostreidae. The coding region runs from base 82 to 4050 and encodes 1322 amino acids. The transcript has 8 exons.
UGCUUUAGUAGUCCCUGUAGGAAUCGGGGUACCUGUCAAAGUGGAGCCUCAAAUUAUUCUUGCUCAUGUCCUGAUGAUUAUAUGGGACGUCAUUGUGAAGUGCGUAAUUAUUGCCAUGGAAAGGACUGUAACGGACAUGGACACUGUCAGAACGAGCAGCAUGGUUACACUUGUAUCUGUAAUCCUGGUUUCCUAGGGAGUAACUGUGAACAUGACUAUUGCUUCAAUAAUACCUGUAAACAUGGUGCAACUUGUCACAGUGGAAGUUCUAAAUAUACAUGUUCGUGUAAACCAGGUUAUAAAGGAACUCAUUGUGAAAUACGAGAUUUCUGCCACGGACAGAGAUGUAACGGUCAUGGAACAUGUCAUAAUGGACUAAGUGGAUAUACUUGCAGCUGUCAACCAGAUUAUCGAGGAAAUAAUUGUGAACUGAAAAAUUACUGCAAUAGUAAUCCAUGCAGACAUGGAAAUUGUAAUAAUACAAACAUGGGAUACAAGUGUUCUUGUUAUGGAGGGUAUCUAGGAACAAACUGUGAUAAAAUAGAUUAUUGCCAUAAUAAGCACUGCUCGAAUCAUGGUACCUGUCACAUCACAGGGAAUUCCUACAAUUGUACUUGUCAUGGUGGAUUCAUUGGUAAAGACUGUGCAACACGGGAUUAUUGUUAUAAACAAAAUUGUUCUAACCUUGGAUCUUGCCAAAACGAGCAUAGUUCUUACACGUGUCACUGCAGGGCUGGAUACCUAGGUAAAGACUGUAAACAAACGUACUGUUCUCAUCAUAAAUGUCUGAAUGGAGCCUCUUGUGUUAAUGGUGACUUUAACUAUACAUGUAAAUGUGCCCCAAGAUAUAUAGGAUCGUACUGUCAAACACGUGAUUACUGUUACCAUCAAACCUGUAGUGGACAUGGAACCUGUCAGAACGGUCUACAUAACUACACUUGUAAUUGUGAACCAGGCUCCCUGGGAAGAAACUGUGAAUACGACUAUUGCUCUAAUAUUACAUGUGAAAAUGGUGCUACCUGUCAUAGUGGAAAUUCUAAUUAUACAUGCUCGUGUAAAACUGGUUAUAUAGGGGUCCUUUGUGCAACACAUGAUUACUGCAAUGGACAGAACUGCAGUGGUCAUGGAACCUGUCAAAAUGACAAAGAUCGAUACACUUGUGUCUGCAAUGAAGGAUUUCGUGGAAAUGACUGUGAAAUGAAAGACUUCUGUAAUAAUAAACCAUGCAGACAUGGAAAAUGUAUUAACACAGAGAGGGGAUAUAAUUGUUCGUGUAAUGGAGGGUAUCUCGGAACAAACUGUGAAGAAGUAGAUCACUGUUAUGAUAAGCAGUGCUCAAAUCAUGGUACCUGUCACAACGAAAAAACUAAUUACUCUUGCGCAUGUGAUGAAGGUUUUCUUGGACAAGACUGUGAGAUACAGAAUUAUUGUUAUAAUCAAAAUUGUUCUGACCAUGGAACUUGUCAAAACGGAAAUAAAUCCUACACGUGUCAAUGUAACGCUGGAUUUUUAGGUACAGACUGUGAAAAAACUUACUGUUCCCGUCAUCAAUGUCAGAAUGGAGCGUCUUGUGUAAAUAGAAACUCUAACUAUAUGUGUAAAUGUGCGCCAGGUUUUGAAGGUUCCUUCUGCCAAAUACGUGAUUAUUGUUACCAUCAGAACUGUAGUGGGCAUGGAACCUGCCAUAAUCGACAUGCUGCAUGUUUCCGUAAUGAAACUUGCUUACACAACAACCAAAACUAUUCAUGUGUUUGUCAAGAUGGAUUUAAAGGUCCCAAUUGCGAAGUCACUGAUCAUUGUUUACACAACAACUGUUCCAAUGGAGGGACGUGUAUUAACAAAGAUUAUGGAUACUCUUGUUCUUGUCCCUCAGCCUACAUCGGUACCCAUUGUGAAAAACGGAAUUUCUGUGACACACAAAGCUGUAAUAAUAACGGAACUUGUCAAAACUUGGACAAUGAUUUCAAAUGCAACUGUGGUAUAGAAUAUUUCGGUCGGAAUUGCGAGAAGAGGAACUUUUGCCACCAACACUUGUGCAAUAGCCGGGGAAAUUGUAGCAACAAUGACAUUGGAUAUGUUUGUCAUUGUGAACUUGGAUUCAAUGGAACUGAUUGUGAAGAAAUAGAUUACUGUUUCAAUAAACCUUGUCAAAAUGGGGGAGUUUGUCAGCAGCAGGCAGAUGGCUACGUCUGCCAUUGUGCACUAGGUUUCCAAGGAACUAACUGCACAGACAGAAAUCCAUGUAUAAAUCAUACGUGCAGCGGUCAUGGCAUUUGUUCUACAAAUAAUGGCGAUUACAGUUGUAAAUGCAAUGGUGGAUAUUUCGGAAAAGAUUGUCAAGAUCAGGAUUUUUGCUACCAGAUAGACUGCAAUGGAAAUGGAACCUGUCAUAAUAUAUCGAAUGGCUUUGAGUGUAAAUGUAAUCCAGGGUUCAAAGGGCUUAAGUGUGAAGUGAAAGACUACUGUCAUAAUUAUGAAUGUAACAAUGGAACCUGUCGUAGUGAAAUUCAUCAAGCAAAAUGCACGUGUCAUGAAGGGUAUUCCGGUAAACACUGCAAUAUUUUCGACUAUUGCCAUAAAAAUCCUUGUCUUAAUAGUGGCACAUGCUAUAAUGGAACUUCUGAUUACUCUUGUGUUUGUAAAAUUGGUUUUAUUGGUGGGAACUGUGAACUUGUGGACCCUUGUCUUGCACAAAAAUGUAAUGCUCAUGGGACCUGCAAAAUUAUCCCAGGUAAUAAUUUUGUCUGUGAAUGUCAUAGAAAUUUUACAGGGAAAUUCUGUGAAGCGGCUCCACCAACAGUACCCCCUACCUCAUCGUCAGCUCAAGUAAUCAGCAAAAGUUCUACACAGAGUUACACAACUGUUAAUAGUUCAAGUACGACAAAGAGCAUAUCAGAGUCAUCAACAAGCAGGCAAAAUUUUAUCCCGUCUUCAAAAUCAACAUCAAUGUCACCUGCCAACUCUCAGUCUGCCAUCACGUCAGCACAUAAUUUUUCAACCUCCGAAAAAGUUACUAGCAGGUCUUCAACUUUAGCUCCAGUAUUUGCCUCUACCUCUUCUCCAGUAUCUUCCACAGAGAAUAUGAAAACAGAUUUUACAACAUCUACUGCAUCUGCAAACUUUGCUACAAAUAUGUCCAGUCCAACUCCUGUCUCCUCCACUGAAAGCAAGAAAACGAUUCAAACAACAACCUCAGCCAAACCUGAUAACGUGACAAGUUCACAACUUUUAUCCCAGAAAACAACUACUAUGACAUCCACUUCCACAAAAACAACCACGCAAACAAUUCCCAUGGAAACAACAACUAUUCCUAAACCCACAGAAGUGAUUUUCGAAGGAAAUGUGAAAUUUGCCAUGGAAUGGCAUCCCGCUCUACAAAACAAAUCAAGCGCUGAAUACAAGAAUAUUUCAGAUCAGUUUCUAAUGUUGAUGGCUUCAGUGUAUGAAAAUGGAGAAUUGAAAAGUGUUUACAUUAGCACAGAAAUCAUCAGUAUCACUCGAGGUAGUAUUGACAUUCAAUACAACCAGACAUUUAAGGAUCCAGAAGUGGAUUUAAUUAAUGGAACCGUUAUAGAAGUAACGAACAACACUGUCAUCGACGUGUUCGAAAAGGGGAUAGAGAAACUGGAAGAACAUCCAUCCAAUCACAUUCAGGCUCUAGCACAAACAUUUAAUAUUACUCACGCCAAAAUAGUACUCCGAGAACUGCCGCGGCCUACUCGACCACCCACCUCUCCAUCAAGGUCAUCAUCUAUUUCUCAGUCAACAGCUAAAUCUACAAAAUCUAUAGAAGUUACAGAACUACCCGAAAACACAAAGAGCUGGCUAAAAUCUAACAUGGGCGUAGUGAUUGGAGCCUCUGUGGGUGCGUUUGUCCUGGUAAUUGUUGUGGGCUUUAUCAUAUGGAGAGUCAGGGUGCGUCGGACGGGUGUUGUUAAAUUUGAGGAUUUGGAAACUGUCUCUUCCCUCACAGGUUUACAGAAAUCUAGUCUAAAGGGUCAAAAAGGAACAGAAUUACUGCAUAUGAAAGCCAGAAAAAAUCAGGACUAGAACAUUCAUUUUUCUCCGAAAGAAAAGCAUGAUUUCUUAUCAUUACGAAUAAUAACCGGUAUAUGUAUUUAUUUGGAAUGAAGCUGUUAUUGUUUCAUUUCAUUUU